AUGGCUGUUAAAGUGCACGGAUCUCUUGCUCGUGCUGGAAAGGUCAAAAAUCACACUCCUAAAGUUGCCAAGCAGGAAAAGAAGAAACCCCUCACUGGCCGUGCGAAAAAGAGACAACUUUACAAUAGAAGGUUUUCCAGUGUUGCUCUUAAUUCUCGCGGAGGACCCAACUCCCAGUCAUAA
This is a messenger RNA of Babesia microti strain RI, 183 nucleotides long. RefSeq names its product small subunit ribosomal protein S30e. Gene Ontology annotation, cellular component: cytosolic small ribosomal subunit; ribosome. The transcript has 2 exons. Lineage: Eukaryota; Apicomplexa; Aconoidasida; Piroplasmida; Babesiidae. The coding region runs from base 1 to 183 and encodes 60 amino acids. Gene Ontology annotation, molecular function: structural constituent of ribosome. The record is from RefSeq and is a predicted model, not a curated record. Gene Ontology annotation, biological process: translation.